Thalassophryne amazonica is the source of this 1757-nucleotide messenger RNA. RefSeq names its product vegetative cell wall protein gp1-like. Lineage: Eukaryota; Metazoa; Chordata; Actinopteri; Batrachoidiformes; Batrachoididae. The transcript has 3 exons. Bases 138 to 773 code for a protein of 211 amino acids. The record is from RefSeq and is a predicted model, not a curated record.
AAUACCCACGGAGACACGAAGGUGCUUAAGAAUGUCAACAGAGCCCAGGAGAAGCAGAAAGAGCACUUUGCCCGACGAAAAGCAAAGGUGUAAAAUCUUUCACGUUCAGCGUUGGAGACACCGUCCUUCAUCGUGUAAUGAAGAACCUGAGCCGCAAGGGGGGAAAGACUGGACCUUUGUGGAAUGGUCCCUACAGCAUCCUGGAGAUCAAUUUAAACCAGAGAGUCCAGCUCAAGUGCUGCCAGAGAGGAGAGGUCCUUAAAGUGAAGGUACCCUAUGACCAGCUAAGACCCCAUAAAGUCAGCGACCUUCAUCCAGACAACUCUCCAGAAAAUUCCCCCCCAGUCUCGCCAGCCCCCGAGUCUCCAGCGUCUGUCGUGACCCCACCAGCAGCCCCCGAGUCUCCAGCGCCUGUCGUGACCCCACCAGCAGCCCCCGAGUCUCCAGCGCCUGUCGUGACCCCACCAGCAGCCCCCGAGUCUCCAGCGCCUGUCGUGACCCCACCAGCAGCCCCCGAGUCUCCAGCGUCUGUCGUGACCCCACCAGCAGCCCCCGAGUCUCCAGCGUCUGUCGUGACCCCACCAGCAGCCCCCGAGUCUCCAGCGUCUGUCGUGAACCCACCAGUAGCCCCCGAGUCUCCACCGUCUGUCGUGACCCCACCUGCAGCCCCCGAGUCGCCAGUGCCCCCGCCUGCCAAGUCGUCAUUGCUGUCAGUGCCCCCCAUCUUCGCCGCCCAAAGCGAGCAGCCAAAAGAAAAGCUGACAUCUUCAUAACAAGUGUGACUGCCCCCAAAUCCCGCAAAGUAGGCCCCGUUCCCAUCACGAAAUGUGCACGCAAGAUCAAGAAUAUGGAAGCCCUUUGCUCCAGACUUCAAACCGACAGCUGGCUGGAUGAUGAGCAGACAGACCACGCCCAGGCAAUGUUAGUCGAACAUUUCCCCGCAAUCGGUGGAUUUCAAGCAGUCUGUGUUUUUGAGCCAGCUGCAAGCCAGAAUGUCAGCAAGCCGAACACAGACUUCAUCCAGGUUCUCAAGAUAUCUGGAAAUCACUGGGUCACCCUGAGUAAUUUUGGCCAAGCUGAUCACAACGCGAUCGUGAUUUACGACUCUUUGAACAGUUCUCUCCCCCUUGAUUCCAGGGAUAAGGUUUUGAGGCAAAUUGCAUGCAUGAUUCAUGCAAGAGAGCCACACGUGUGUAUUCGGUGGGCAGACAUAAAGAGACUGGCUCAGAUGACUGCGGUCUCUUCGCGAUUGCAUAUGCCACUGCUCUUUGCCAUGGCCUUGCACCACAAGACUGUGACUGGGACCAGCAUAUGAUGCGCCAACAUCUCGCUGACUGUUUUAGACAAGAUGUCCUGCUCCCCUUCCCUGAUGCCCCGAGGCCCCGUACCCACCAGUCCUUCACACACCAUGAAUAUUUUGACAUCUUGUUGUGAAAAUGUAGGAACACGGACCCACAACAGGCGGCGUUAAAUGAACGGGCAAUGGAUAAGCCAAACAGUAACAAUUUAAUGUUGUGAAGUGCACAACGGAAUACAGACAAAUACAGUUAUGGUAAUACAAUUAUAUGUAGAGUGACGUGUGGGCAGGCUUGAGGAUAGAAGACGUCCGUCCAGCGGAAAGGAGCAGGGAAAGCAAGGUUGGUCUGAGGUUUGUAUGCUCUCUCCGAAGCUUCUCCCCUUUGCGCAAAGCUCACAAAAGAGAUCUCUGUCUAAUGUUAUGCUUUGAGAAACUGUGUUUUGCAGGAUACGAUCUCAGG